CUCUGGCCGGAGCGCCCGGCCGGCAUGCGGCGGCCCCCCCCUCGCCCGACGCCCCGAGCCCGCCGGACCAUGAGGGAGCUGCCCGGCGCCUGGCUGCAGAAGGCGUGCCGCCUGCUGGUGCUCGUCUGCGCCCUGCACCUCUCGGCCGUGCUCUUCUACUACCUGGCCGGCAGCGCGCCCGGACCCCGCUGGAGCCCCGAGCCGGCCCCGCGCGGCCCCGCCGCCCCCAGCCCCCGCACGGCGCCCCCGCCGCCGCCCAACGCCUCGCAGCCCUGCCCGGAGCCCUCCCCGCGCCUCGUUGGCCCAUUGCGUGUGGAAUUCUCUCUGACUGUGAAUUUGAAGAAGGUGGAGGAGGAAAACCCAGACGUGAGGGAAGGAGGUCGCCACACACCAAAGGACUGCAAAGCACUGCAGAAAGUUGCUAUUAUUAUCCCAUUCAGAAACCGGGAUGAACACUUGAAAUAUUGGCUGUACUAUUUGCAUCCAAUUCUUCAAAGGCAACAGCUUGAUUAUGGUGUAUAUGUAAUUAACCAGGGAGGAGAAGAAACAUUCAAUCGUGCGAAACUUCUGAAUAUAGGCUUUGUAGAAGCUUUGAAAGAAUAUGAUUACGACUGCUUUGUGUUUAGUGAUGUCGAUCUAAUUCCAAUGGAUGACAGAAAUACCUACAAGUGUUACGACCAGCCCAGGCACCUCUCUGUGUCCAUGGACAAGUUUGGAUUUCGGUUACCUUAUAAUCAGUAUUUUGGAGGUGUGUCAGCCUUAAGCAAGGAGCAAUUCCAAAAAAUCAAUGGGUUUCCCAAUAAUUAUUGGGGUUGGGGAGGUGAAGAUGACGACAUUUAUAACAGGCUGGUGUUUAAAGGCAUGGGGAUCUCCCGCCCAGAUGCAGCCAUUGGGAAAUGCAGAAUGAUUCGCCAUUCAAGAGACAACAAAAAUGAGCCCAACCCACAAAGGUUUAACAAAAUUGCUCACACAAAAGAGACUAUGAAUUCUGACGGCUUGAACACUCUGUCGUACACGGUGGUGAAUACUGAAAGAUUCCCGUUGUAUACUAAAAUCACAGUGGCUGUUGGGUCACCAAAAAGCUAGUAUUGAGAAGCAUAACAGAAGACUUGGAAGAGUUAGCCAGGGGGACUAUUCAUCCCAUCCAUUUUGUGCCUGCUGUUUUUAUUACAAUGGACGUCUCAAAAGAUGCCUUACGUUGCCAUUCUGAGGCAUUUACCUUCGUGGGACAAAGCAGGAAUUUUAAUCCUAAACUUUAUUAUAUACAGCUUUCUAGCUCUGUCUUUUUUUUCCUUUAUAGGUCUAGAAACUGUACAUAAAACAUUUGAAAAUACAGCUGUUUUCAGGGAAUUGGGGAAAUGACAGAUACAGUCCACUGAAAUGAAUAGGAACUACAUAUGCUUUUUUUGUACACCUCCCAUUCAUUUCGCUGUAGCUUAUGGAGGAAACCUUCCUGGAGGAUAAAUAUAUAUAUGGGUAUAUAUAUAUACCCAUAUAUAUAUUUACUGCAGUACUCUCCACUUCUGAGUAUUGCACACAGCUUGAGAAAGAUUACUGCUUGACAAAUGAUAGGGUAUUAUAGGCCCACUUCUUUCCCCUCACCUUCCAUUUAAAUUUUAAAUUAGGUUAACAUUUAUGAAAAUAUCAGUGCUUUAAUUACAGUAUGAAGGACUGGAAAAUGCUGCUAAUGUUGUAUUGAGUUUACAUGCCCAUAUAUGUAUAUAUAUCCAUCCAGAGAGAUAAAUUAGAUGUUUCUGGUCUAAUAGUAAUUUUUUUAAAAAAAAAUCAUGCAGAGCAUAUCAGUAGCCUCCAGCUCUGCUGGCAGAGGGGAUUUUAAUAGUUUGGGCCUUUUUGCUGAAAACUGAGCAUCACAUAAUGAAAAGAUUCGCUUCCACACUGACAGCCGCACAUUCACAUGAGUGGCCUGUGUCACUUCUGAUGGGGUCCUCACCGCUAUUACACGGGGCAAGUAGUUUGACUCCACUUAUAUAGAACAUGGAAGGUUCCAUUCAAAAAAACUGUUCCUACAGACAAAGUUGUUUAGCUAGUUUUGAAGGACAGGUUUCCCCCCUUGUGGUCCUUGUGACGACUCUUAUCAGAGCAGUGCUUGCUUGUUAAAAGAAAGAAGCUCUCGUCUUGACUGUUUCUUGCUCCUGUAGAGCAUAAAGACUUGCCAUGUGAACACUGUAAAUGUAUAGCUCUGCCCUCAUACCACGUAGAGGAUGCGCAAGGAGUGAGCCGGGUCUCCAGUGGAGGACAAUCUCGUGGGAAUGAAUGGCCAGCCACUGGUUUGGCUGUGUUCGGGAUUAUACUGUUGUCUGUGGCAGUGGUCAACAGAAGCUGAGAGCAGCUGAAUGGUGUAUUGAAAUAACAUCCACCUCAAAGCUUGUCGGCGCUCCCAGUAUGUACUUUUUUAGCGUACAGGCAGAAGUGCAUAGCAGCAGUCCCUAAGAAUAGAAGGCACGAGGUGGUCAAAGAUUUCAUGUGCCGAUAUUGUACUUUUCCUUUUGUAGAUGACGGCCUGCGCAGGAACAAGCAAGCAAUGGCUUAAAAGGUUUGGGUGCAUUGUGUAAGCAUGCCAGGGAACCUUGGGUGGCAGGAGAGAGCAGGGGGAUUCAGAAUCCCCCUCCCCUUCUCUCCCUGCCCUCGAAUUCCCUGAGCCCUAUUGUUGCCACCUCUGUGGAUUAUAGUAGGGACAAGGGAGUAAACCUAUGGCAAGUGAUGCCUCCCCCCACUGAGUUACACAGUGCCAUUACUCAGCGAAGCCCUUUUAUUUCCAUCACUGGAAAUUAAAUAAAUAAACAGCCUGACUGGCAUAAGUACGGCAAUAUUGCUCAAGCGCCUUAUGUUUGAAUGUUGAGUUGCCUUUUGCUGUCGCCAAGGAAUGGCAAAUAGAGUGCAAGUGUGGGCCCAUGUCUCUCUUUUCUGUCAGGUAUGUUUACGAACCUAAAACCUAAAUAUUGUAUAAAUGUCAAAGAAAUUUUUCUUGCUGUGUGUUUCUGUAAAACUUGAAUUUGCUGUUGUUUUUGUUUUUAAUUGUUGCAAAGCGUUAAGAUAUUAUGGGGGAGGGGGAAGUGUAUAAAACCUUCUUGCACCAUAAAACCGCAUCUGUCAAUAUAAAUUGCAGACCCAGCAAUGUUUAAACCAGACUGAAAAGGGCAAUGUAUGCCUUUCAUUGUGCAUAAGCCAUUCCCGGGGGGUUGCCUGUGCCUUCUUUGGCUCAGCAAUCACUCAAAAGGUUGGCACAAAUAUGCCUUCUUUACACCUGUAGAGAUUAAGUCGACAUCUAAACCGUUUGGUGUGUGUGUGUGUAACCGGAGUUAAAAGCAACAUUGUGCCUUUGAAACUAGGGGCUGUUUGCAUGGGGUGCCCCCCCAAUCCCCCUGCCUUGCAGAAUUCUCCCCGGGAAGAAGUUGCAAUGUUGUUAUAUUAUCAGCUUGAAAACCUCAUCUCAGAGCCUCAGAAUUCUUCUUGGAUUCUUAAAUUCUUAGAUGUUUUUCUUUUAGUUGUUCUUUUAUGAUGAGCUCCCCAGGCCAGACUUAGAUGUGCUUGUUUUUAAAGAGUUGGGUCUACAUUUCCCAGAUCCAUUUCGGGUUCCCUGCAGCCGCACAGCAGUGUGGGAGGAAGAAGGACUCCUGCAGAUAGGGUGGGCUUCUACCUUCCUUCCCCAAGCCAUUUUACUGUGCUGAAACAAUGCUGAAAGGAGUUCUUUCCCCGUUUUGGGCGCUCCAUGUGGAGUGUGGUAUUCUUUAAAACUAAGCAUGUCUAGUUUGUCCCCCACUAGUCUCUUUUUGAAGAGACUGGCCCUCCCCCAGGUCAGCCAUGUUUGUAGCAAGCAAUUUACCAGGUCUUGUUUUAUAACUCCUGUCAAGGAUGAGGGGAAGGGGCUUCCGCCAUAGCUUUCUCCCACCCCUCUUUCUCUCACUGCAGCAAUAUAAACCAUGUCACCUCAAGAAAGUGCCUUAGAGGAGCACGGCUGCCACAUUCCUCAGCUAUUUCACCAUAGGCCACACUACCCACAUCGCCCUGUCCUCCUUAGUCCUACUCAACCUUUUUGAAAAGGGUGCGCGCGCACGCGCAUGCGCGCGCACACACACACCCAUUCAAAGCCUUCUAUCCUCUUUCACUGUAGUCAUACAGGAAACUGUGCCAAAGGAAAGCAGCCUGCCGUUUACCUGGACAAACUGAGGGAAGGACAUUUUUCCAGGCUGCGGCUAUUGUUACAGAUAGGGCUGCUGCUGCUACCUCUGGAGGGGUCAGCCCCCCCCCCCAGCACAUUUCCCCCCACUCACUUUCAGGUUGUAAUAGUUUGUAGCCUGGCUGGUGUUUUGCUGCCCUCCAAAAAACAGUUGGCACCAAGUUUAGUGCUGCAGUAAUUCGCAGCCUCAAAUUCUUCUGCAUUUUCAGAUCAAUGUGUAAAAGGUCUCCCAUGGAGGCACUAAAUUCUCCCAUCUCCCAGACUGCAGCAGGCCCAUGUAUUUCCUCUCCCCUCCGUAUGUAGAGAAGUAAAGGAUCGCCAAAUGCAGGGAAUCUAUCUGAAUGUGAGAUCUCCUGACGCUUGAAGAUGAAAAUCUUCUUUAAAGAUUGAAAGAGGCACAGAAGAGUUCCCGCUUUUAAAUACCUCUUCGCUCUCUGGCUUCAUCAGUCCCUUUUCCUCACAGUGAAAUCUUCCAGGGUGAAUUUUGUUUGAAUAAGCCAUGAGUUUUGUAAGUUGAUGUUCUCACCUGUGUGCCUUGUUCUAGUACUAAUUUCAGGGCAGGGAGGGGAUGACCACAUUUUUCUUUUGGCCGGUAGUCUUUUCUGUUUUGGUCUUGUGCAUGUGACAUGUUGGAUUCACUUCUUUAUUUAUUUUAAGUGUCCUGAGCUAAAUGCUUGGUGAAUGUGGAGACUUAAUUACGUGAUCUUGGCUGUAGCUGGAGAGAGGUUUGUUCUUCUUAAACGUGCUUAACACGUUUUUGGAGAGGAGACCAUGUUAGUAAUUCAGGAAAUGAACCUUAAGGGGUCCCUUGAGAGGACUCCUAGAAUGUUAGACCGCUUUAGAACUUAGAGGCUUGUUCAGAUGCGGAUAAAUCAUGACCCACCAAUGGUUUGGGGCUCUCGCAUGCUCUUUUCCUCCCUCCACUUUGAAAAAGGAACCUUCUAUUCUUCAUGCUUAUUUUCUCUGAGGAGAAAAUUGGAGGUUUCUGUUACGGAAUUAGGAGAAAGAAAUAGUAAAUGUGUGAAAAGUUCCUAGGGACCUGGUAGAGAUGCUGUUAAAGGGUGGGCUUCUUGGUUGCCUCUUUUGAGGUUUAACAGAACAGAAGCUUCCGCUAAUCUGUUAUCAACAUAAUCUACCUCCUAACUCUGCGAGAUGGGAGGGCUCACUUUUCAGAAACGAGCCAUUUUAGAAAUUUAAAUCGUUGGCUCUUCUCCACUUACGGAACCCCGUUCAUUCUAAGCACAUUGUAAACUCUUCUCUGAACUUCACAAUAUUCAUUUUAUUGUAAAAACUAUGCAAGCAGCUUUAUGGUGCACAUCAUAAAUAGGUUUGUGUGCGUGUGUGUGUGCGUGCGUGCAUAUGUUUGUAUCAGGUCAAAUUGCCAUAGAAAGUACAUUUGAUGAUUUGAGAACACGUUAGCUCUCGUCAUCAACGUUUUUAAUAAAAGUGCCUUAAAUAGUUUUAUGGGGGGGGAGGGGUUUGUUUUCCAUAGAAUAAGAUUAGAUAUAUUUCAGAAUUGCUGUGGACUGAUUUCUGUCUUUACAAGUUAUAAAUAAAAAAAAGCAUUUUGUUAAAGAA
Eublepharis macularius is the source of this 5776-nucleotide messenger RNA. It is a transcript of the gene B4GALT1, whose product is annotated as beta-1,4-galactosyltransferase 1. NCBI's taxonomy places the organism in Eukaryota, Metazoa, Chordata, Lepidosauria, Squamata, Eublepharidae. Gene Ontology annotation, molecular function: beta-N-acetylglucosaminylglycopeptide beta-1,4-galactosyltransferase activity; cytoskeletal protein binding. Gene Ontology annotation, biological process: protein N-linked glycosylation; carbohydrate metabolic process. Bases 25 to 1086 code for a protein of 353 amino acids. The record is from RefSeq and is a predicted model, not a curated record. The transcript has 6 exons.